Molecule: messenger RNA, 1683 nt
Organism: Alternaria arborescens
Lineage: Eukaryota; Fungi; Ascomycota; Dothideomycetes; Pleosporales; Pleosporaceae
Product: Uracil permease
Exons: 3
Coding region: 1-1683 (560 amino acids)
Biological process (GO): nucleobase transport; transmembrane transport
Cellular component (GO): plasma membrane
Molecular function (GO): nucleobase transmembrane transporter activity
Source: RefSeq, a predicted model, not a curated record
AUGGAGAGAGUCAAGAAUUCAAAGGUCGCUUACUGGGCGGAUAAGCUCGCCGUCGAGAGCGAGCCCAACCUCACAACUGCGCAGCUUAUGCUCUUCAACCACGAUUUGAAGCCAGUCGAACCGGAGCGUCGACAAUGGGGUGCUUGGAAUUUCGUAGGCUUCUGGGUUGCCGACUCUUUCAACAUCAACACAUGGAUGAUUUCUUCCGCAAACAUCGUUGACGGUCUGUCGUGGUGGCAAUCCUGGAUAUGCGUUUGGCUUGGCUACUCCAUCGCCGCCUGCUUUGUCUGCAUGACUGGUCGUAUCGGAGCGACCUACCAUAUCUCUUUUCCUGUCGUCAACCGCUCAUCCUUUGGUAUCUGGGGAGCAUUAUGGCCCGUCUUCAACCGCGCGGCCAUGGCUAGUAUCUGGUACGGCGUACAGGCAUGGAUUGGCGGUACCUGUGUACGCCUAAUGAUCCGCGCCAUCUGGAACAACUGGCGAGACUCCGAAGGCCCUGGUACAGGCGGCAUCGCCAACGGCAUUGCCGGCUCUGGCACCAGCACGGUCGCCUUUGUAUCUUUCUUCUUGUUCUGGGCUGGAUCGCUCCCUUUCAUCUCCCCACCAGUCCACAAGAUCCGCCACUUGUUCACGGUAAAGGCCUACGUUGUUCCUACCGCUGGAGUUGCCUUCUUCAUCUGGGCCAUCGUUCGUGCAAAGGGAUUGGGCCCGAUUGUUCAUCAGCAAGGCACGGCUAAGGGAUCUGAGCUUGGCUGGUUGAUGGUCCGUGGAAUCAUGAGCGCCAUUGCCAACUUUGCUACCUUGAUUGUUAACGACCCGGACUUUGCCCGUUUCGCAAAGAAGCCAUCGAACGCCUUCCUCCCGCAACUGCUAACGAUUCCUAUUGGAUUUGCAAUUACCUCAUUCAUCGGAAUCAUUGUGUCAUCAUCAUCGACUGUCAUCUUUGGCAGGGCUAUCUGGGAUCCUCUACAGCUGCUAGAGUCGUUCCUGAAUGAGGGUGGAUCAGCGCAGCGUUUUGGUGUAUUCUGCAUUGCCGCAGCCUUUGCCCUCGCUCAACUCGGCACAAACAUCGCAGCAAACUCCAUCAGUGCGGGAACUGACAUGACGGCGCUUGCACCCCGAUGGAUCAGCAUCAGACGAGGUGGUUACAUUUGCGCGCUCGUCGGCCUGGUGAUGUGCCCCUGGAACCUGCUCUCCGAUACCAACAACUUCACGACCUACCUCUCUGCCUACUCAGUCUUCCUCUCCUCCAUCGCGGGUGUUAUGAUCUGCGACUACUACAUCGUCCGAAAGGGCUACCUCCAGAUCAAGGAUCUCUACUCUGGAAAGAAAACUGGUCCAUACUACUACACCCUUGGAUUCCACUGGCGCGGUUACGCAGCCUACAUCGCCGGUAUCCUCAUCAACGUCGUCGGCUUUGCAGGUGCCAUUGGUCGUGACGUACCCGUUGGUGCGAAGCGUAUCUAUGACCUUAACUUCUUCGCUGGUUUCCUUGUCGCGAGCAUCACGUACUGGGCAUUAUGCAAAAUCAGUCCUAUUCCAGCGUGCAGUGACACUUGGCUGGAGGUCGGUGAUGAAAUUACGGAUAUCAGUGUCGCUUAUACUGAUGGUGAUGACCGGUACGAUGAAGAAGUCAUGCAUGGCGCAGACGCAAAAGGAAUCGAGGCGUCAAAGAACUUUUAG